Molecule: messenger RNA, 1598 nt
Organism: Syzygium oleosum
Lineage: Eukaryota; Viridiplantae; Streptophyta; Magnoliopsida; Myrtales; Myrtaceae
Product: probable protein phosphatase 2C 25
Exons: 4
Coding region: 47-1243 (398 amino acids)
Biological process (GO): protein dephosphorylation
Molecular function (GO): cation binding; protein serine/threonine phosphatase activity
Source: RefSeq, a predicted model, not a curated record
GCGAGACCAACCUCGGUCGACGACGACGACGACGACGACGGCAGCCAUGUCUUGUUCCGUGGCAGUCUCCAAUUCCCCGGUCUUCUCUCCGUCGAGAGGCAUCUCGGCCUCCCUCUUCUGCAACAAGGCUUCCAUCCUCUGUUCCUCCCCCGAGGGGUCCCUCUCCCUGUCCCUCGCUCACCUCAAGCCCUCCCCGCCUCCUCCUCUUCCUCCUCCCUCUUCUUCCUCGCCCUCCUCCUCCCCGUCGCCGUCGUCGCCUUUCCGGCUCCGGCUCCAGAAGCCGCCCACCGGCCUCUCCAACUCCUCUUCUUCGACUUCUAAUUCCGUCCCGAUCUCGGCGGGCUCGGGCACGUCGCCGACGAUUCUGAAGCGGAAGAGGCCCGCGAGGCUGGAUAUACCGGCGUCGGCGCUGUGCUUCGGGGUUCCUUCGACGCCGGCGAGGGAUGUCGUGGUCGAGGAGAGGGAGGAGUACGGGUACUCUGUUUAUUGCAAGAGAGGGAGGAGGGAAGCCAUGGAGGAUCGGUAUUCUGCUUCGGUCGGUAUCCAUGGAGAUAGCAAGCAGGCGUUGUUUGGUGUAUUCGAUGGGCAUGGAGGUGCAAUGGCUGCGGAGUUUGCCGCGGAAAACUUGAAUAGGAAUAUCAUUGAUGAAGUUAUGAGAAGAGACGAGGGUGAAACGGAGACGGCUGUGAAGCUUGGUUACCUGAAGACCGAUUUGGACUUUCUGAACGAGGAAUCACGAGGCGGCUCAUGCUGUGUAACUGCCUUGGUUAGAAGGGGCAACCUCUUCGUGUCUAAUGCUGGAGAUUGUCGAGCUGUUCUUUGUAGAGCUGGCACUGCAGAGGCUCUCACAUCUGAUCACAGGCCUUGUAGGGAAGAUGAAAAGGAACGCAUUGAGGCAGAGGGUGGGUAUGUUGAUAUUUACCAUGGAGUCUGGAGAAUUCAGGGUUCUCUUGCUGUGUCCAGAGGAAUCGGAGAUCGGCAUUUCAAAAAGUGGGUAACAGCUGAGCCGGAAACGAACAUGUUAAAAAUUGAAGCUGAGCACGAGUUCCUGAUUCUUGCGUCUGAUGGUUUAUGGGACAAGGUCAGUAACCAGGAAGCUGUAGAUAUUGCUCGGCCUUUAUGUAUGGGUACCAAAGGGCCCGAACCAAUGCUCGCCUGUAGGAAGCUUGUGGACCUCUCUGUUUCCCGUGGCUCUUACGAUGACAUAAGUGUGAUGCUGAUUCAAUUGGGUCGGUACAUGUGAUGGCUUACUACAUAGUUAUGACUGAGAGAUUGGACUAGCAUUUGACUUAGAUUUGCCUAACUGUUGCUGGGGCUGAUUAGGCUUGUGGACAAGAUGAUACUCUUCUUCAUGUUGCUCGGUUCCGGUGGUGACAUUAUUGAUGACGAUGGCUUUGAUCAUACACAUUUUGUUCGCUUAUCAUGUAGGCUUCUGCUACUCUGAUAUAGUACCUCUAUUAACCAUUCUUUUUGGGGAUUUUUAAGACCCCUUACAUCAGUGAUAGGAUUUAUUUGACGGGUACAACAUUCUAUUCAUUCGUUACAUGUAUAAAGAUACUGCCUCGCAGAUUUAUAUGAAAUUAAGUUCUUUUACCUUA